Messenger RNA from Nelumbo nucifera (sacred lotus), 3444 nucleotides. RefSeq names its product kinesin-like protein KIN-UB. NCBI's taxonomy places the organism in Eukaryota, Viridiplantae, Streptophyta, Magnoliopsida, Proteales, Nelumbonaceae. The record is from RefSeq and is a predicted model, not a curated record. Gene Ontology annotation, biological process: microtubule-based movement; mitotic spindle assembly; spindle elongation. Gene Ontology annotation, molecular function: microtubule binding; ATP binding; plus-end-directed microtubule motor activity. Gene Ontology annotation, cellular component: spindle microtubule; mitotic spindle.
ACUUGGGAGGAGCAGAUGCUGAGUGGGCCCAUUACCCCCCCUAGUCGGACGGCAAGUCAUCUAGUACGUGCUUUCAAAAACUUCUCUCUCAUAAUUUAAACAGGUUUCUGAGAUUUCUCUCCUCCAGUAGUCCCAUCUGUAGCGAUUCAAUUGCUUCCCAUUAUUUCUUCUCUGUUUUCGUUGGAGCUUUGCUGUCGUGGUGUCUGUGUCGCUAUAGAAUCAGGUUUCACUUGCUUCCGUCCGAGAUUUCUCCUUCUUUCCGAGCCUUUGAUGGCGAGGAGCUUUUGAACUAGGGGAAGAUAUGGCUUCUGGUUACAGAAAUGGGAGUGCAAAGGGGGGCGUCAAGGUUGAUAGGCCUCUGUCUGUCAAUUCUAACAUUAGGUCUUCUUCUAUUAAAUCCAAGCCCUCUCCAUCGCCCUAUAACUCGCAUGGUCUUCGGCGAAGUAGUCCGGGUUCGCUUGGUGGUUCCGCUGGACCGGUGAAGGAUGAUUCUGCAGUUUCUGGAAGAGUAAGAGUGGCAGUGAGAUUGCGGCCACGGAAUGCAGAGGAGUUGGUAGCAGAUGCCGAUUUUGCUGAUUGUGUAGAGUUGCAACCAGAGCUCAAAAGGUUGAAACUUCGUAAAAACAAUUGGGAUUCUGACACAUAUGAGUUUGAUGAAGUGCUCACUGAAUUUGCAUCACAAAAGCGGGUCUAUGAAGUUGUAGCAAAACCAGUUGUAGAGAGUGUUCUAGAUGGUUAUAAUGGGACUGUGAUGGCAUAUGGACAAACUGGCACUGGGAAGACUUUUACUCUUGGACGGCUUGGUGAAGAAGAUACUGCUGAUCGUGGCAUUAUGGUGCGCUCAAUGGAGGACAUUUUAGCAGAUAUCUCUCCAGAAACUGAUUCUGUCUCAGUUUCCUACUUGCAGCUUUAUAUGGAGACAAUCCAAGACCUCCUUGAUCCGGCAAAUGAUAAUAUUCCUAUUGUUGAAGACCCAAAAACUGGGGAUGUUUCAUUACCUGGGGCAACCCAAGUAGAAAUCAGAGACCAGCAGAGUUUUGUCGAGUUGCUACGAUUGGGUGAAGCUCAUCGAUUUGCUGCAAACACAAAGUUGAAUACUGAAUCUUCUAGGAGUCAUGCUAUACUAAUGGUCCAUGUUAAGAGGUCUGUCAAGGGAAGAGAUUCUUUUCUUUCAAGUGAUAAUGAGAACACUUCUCACUUGGUAAAAACUCUUAAGCCACCCCUUCUUCGUAAAGGCAAGCUAGUUGUUGUAGAUCUUGCAGGUUCAGAGCGUAUUGAUAAAUCAGGUAGUGAGGGGCAUACACUAGAGGAAGCUAAGUCUAUCAAUCUCUCAUUGAGUGCAUUAGGGAAGUGCAUAAAUGCACUGGCAGAGAAUAGUGCUCAUGUGCCGGUCCGUGAUUCAAAGCUUACGAGAUUGCUUCGAGAUUCAUUCGGAGGCACUGCACGAACUUCAUUAGUUGUAACUAUUGGUCCAUCACCACGGCAUCGAGGAGAAACUGCAAGUACCAUAAUGUUUGGGCAACGGGCUAUGAAGGUGGAAAAUAUGGUAAGAAUAAAGGAAGAAUUUGAUUAUAAAAGUUUGGCUAGAAGGCUUGACAUACAAUUGGACAAGCUCAUUGCUGAAAAUGAAAGGCAACAAAAAGCUUUUGAGGAUGAAAUUGGAAGAAUAACUUUAGAUGCACAAAAUCGUAUCUCAGCAGCAGAAAGAAGCCAUGCUGAUGCCCUGGAGAAAGAGAGGCUUAAAUACCAAAGGGACUACAUGGAGUCAAUAAAGAAGCUUGAGGAACAAUGGGCGAUUGAGAAGCAAAAGCGUAGCAACAAUCAGAAUGGAGUUGGGACCAAAGAUGGGUGCUUGGAUAAGACAUGUAAUGGAGAGGACACUGCAGUCUCUAUUUCUGAGGAAGUUGCUGAGGUAAAGAAAGAACUAGAGAAUGAACUUCGUUUAAAAAAGGCUGCUGAGGAGGAGGUCAACAAUCUUAAAAGUCAAUUAGCACAAUGGAAAAGAUCAGAGGCAGCUGGAAAUGCUGAGAUCAUAAAGCUCCGCAAGAUGCUGGAAGAUGAGGCACAUCAGAAAAUGAAACUUGAAGAAGAAAUCACAAUAUUGAAGAGCCAACUGUUGCAAUUGAGUUUUGAAGCUGAGGAGACAAGGAGGAGUCUUGACAGAGGUGGGCCUGGAAAAAUUUUCAAUGGCCUUGAUUCCCUUGUGACUCAAGUUAGGCAUCCACAUGCCAGAGAUCCAGGAAAUGGACACAAAGCAUCGAUUGCCAAACUCUUUGAACAAGUGGGAUUGCAAAAGAUCUUGUCACUCCUUGAGUCAGAAGAUGCUGAUGUACGAAUUCAUGCAGUGAAAGUGGUAGCGAACUUAGCUGCGGAAGAAGCAAAUCAGGAGAAGAUUGUAGAAGCUGGUGGGCUCACUUCCUUGCUUAUGCUUCUUAGUAGCUCAGAGGACGAAAUGAUACGCAGAGUAGCAGCAGGUGCAAUUGCUAACCUUGCAAUGAAUGAAAAAAACCAAGAACUUAUAAUGGCUCAGGGUGGCAUUAAUCUAUUGUCAAUGACAGCAGCUGAUGCUGAGGAUCCUCAAACUCUUCGAAUGGUUGCUGGAGCCAUUGCAAAUCUCUGUGGCAAUGAUAAGCUACAAACCAAACUCAGAGGUGAGGGUGGUAUUAAAGCAUUACUAGGAAUGGUGAGAUGUGGACAUCCUGAUGUUCUUGCCCAAGUUGCACGCGGAAUUGCGAACUUUGCCAAAUGUGAGUCCAGAGCAUCAACUCAAGGGGCAAAGACUGGAAAGUCUCUUCUGAUUGAUGAUGGAGCUCUUCCAUGGAUUGUACAAAAUGCCAACAAUGAAGCUUCACCAAUCAGACGCCAUAUUGAGCUUGCCCUAUGUCACCUGGCACAACAUGAAGUCAAUGCAAAGGACAUGAUUAGUGGGGGUGCCCUCUGGGAGCUUGUUCGUAUUUCACGAGACUGUUCCCGGGAGGACAUAAGGAAUCUUGCACAUCGGACAUUGACCUCCAGCCCUACUUUUCAAGCUGAACUGAGGCGGUUACGGAUAGAGUGUUGAAGAUGACUAGUGCCAGGCUGUUUGUGGUAUAUAUUAAAGUAGACUGCAGGUGUGGUGGUGUGAGGAAGCUAAUCAUAGGCUACACUGUUGUGGCUUGCACACGAUGAAUUGGUCUUCUAUGGAUGAAUAAGCAGGCAUUCUAUCAGGUGGGAUCCAUUUGAAGUUUUGUUAAAUGUUGGGCUUGUAAUCCUUAAAUGGAUGCGCCUUUAGGGCCCUUUAUUCAUAUUCUUUUUUUCUUUUAAUUUCUUUUCUCGUCUCUGUUGCAUUGUUUAAUUCAAGUGGACCUGCCCAAGUGUAGCUUCUUAAGAAAAAUGGUGUAGAAAUCAAUGUAUAUGCAAUGGAAAAAGGUAUUCUAUUUUCUCUAUACAUAGUCGUUUUACUCA